Molecule: messenger RNA, 4104 nt
Organism: Maudiozyma saulgeensis
Lineage: Eukaryota; Fungi; Ascomycota; Saccharomycetes; Saccharomycetales; Saccharomycetaceae
Source: the annotation of a GenBank genome assembly
AUGGAGGCACUAAAUCCAACUACACCAUUAUUCAAAUAUGACCAAAAAGGGACAGAAACUGAUAAUAAAAGAUUUACAACAACAAUAUCACCAACUAAAUCCCUAGAAAUACAUAACAGUAUAGAGCAACAUGAUCUUACGCCUAUGCUUCCCCGAAAUAAUAUAACUGCUACAUCUUUAGCUACAGCUAUUGAAUCCUUUGAAACAGCACAAUCCCAUAGAAGUUACAUACAAGAAACUCAAGAAACUGAUCAACACGUAUUUCAUAAACUAUUGAAGGGUGGUCCCACAUCGAUGACACCUCAAUUAAACAGCAAAGACUUCGAUAACAAGUCCGGCUAUAACCCUGAUGAUACUACACCAAAGAUUAAUAAUCAAUUCCUUGACACGAUAAAACAACAAAACACACAUAAUAUAUCUACAGAAAACCUCGGAUUAGGAAUAAUAACAAGCGGCGACAGUCUGAAACAAAAUACUAAAAUCAACAAUACUAACGAACUUGUAGAUACCAUCAGAGCUUCAAUAACCAAGAGAGAUACAAAACUGGGAUCUGAAAUACAACGUAUAAGUGAACAAAGAGAAUUUACCGGAGAAGAUACCCUAAAUACGCUCGAUUACUCUGAUGAUGAUUUAGAUGAUGAAACAGUUAAUAAUAAAACACAUUUAGAUGAAAUUUCCAACUACACCUAUUUAUUUAUUAUAGCAACACAUUCUUUUAAUGUACAGGAUCUAGAAAAUGAAGAAGAUGCAGGCAUCUGCCUAUCAUUUCAAAAAGAUGAUUAUGCUUUUGUGCAUAAUGUUGACGAAUCUGGUUGGGGUGAAGUGACCCUUAUCAGCACCCAAAUGAGAGGCUGGGUACCCUUUAACUAUUUCACAGAUAUCAUAGGCACCUCCAUAAAAAGCGACGAUCUUAAAUUAAGACCCAAAAAUAUAACAUAUUGGGAAGACGUAAUAGAUUCUAGGCUCCCAUUACAAAAACUUCUAUAUUCAGCAGCGAAGUUUCUUAUUAACCCAAAAUCACACAAAACAACAUAUAACAACGAUACAUUCAAUAUUGAAGAUAUUAAUGAUAUACGAGAUGGUGUAAAAUCACUACUAGAAAUGACUGAAGCAGUAUCCAGAUCAGAUGAAAUUGUUCAAAAAAGUGACCCAGUAAGAAGAGGAAGAAAAAAAUUGUUAGCUGACUGGUAUAAUUUGAUGAUAAAGGCAGACCAGCAUAAAAAUACUACGUCCGAAAAAGAUAUAGCCAACCUUGUUAAAUUGGUCUACGAAGUUCUGCGGAAAGCAUUCAACUUUUACAAGGUUUGGUCAACUGAUAAAACUUUGGUAGAGAAUAACAAAUUAAAUGAACAUUCAGAUACUAGUGGCAAAACUGAUAAUAAACAGAUCCAAUCAGUUAAUAUGAAUUAUCUUCCACAACCCCCAUAUGCAAUUCAAAGAUUAAACGAAAUUCACGACAUACUAUUUACGUACUCAAGUCUUAUAUUGGGUCGUUUAGAUUUGAUAGAACAUAACCCAGUUGGGUGUGAAACUUUGGAAUUGAUGGUUCAUCAAAUCAUCAUUCUUUUAAGAGAACUUCUUUAUAUUAGUAAGUCAUGUUCUCAGAUAAUGCAACAAAAAUAUAACAAUGCAUAUGAGAGUAUUAUCGAUAAACAUCUAGAUCCUCUACUGGCUUUGGUAUCCGAACUGGUGUCCUGUAUCAAGGUACUUGUCACGCAAACAUUACAAGAUGACUUAUACAAAACUUCACAACCUAAACCUAAGAAAUACGAUAAUUUCACUGUUAAAGAAGGUAUAUAUCAUUAUACUUCUGAAGGUAAGCAUCUAAUCAAGAUUAUAUCUACAAUGACUACUUCGAUAUCUAACACCCUAAGCGGAUGUAAUAAUUAUCUAAGAGUGAUAGGUAAUUUUAGACUGGGGGGCGAAAGACAAUAUACAGAUUUUAACAGUAUCAAAAUCACCGCUGAUGAAUUUGUAAAGAGAUGUCUAGAAGGUUUAGCAAACUCAAUCGAUGAAGACAAGGUAAAAAACAAGAUAAUGAAUAAUGAAGAAACGAAAAAAACCAACAAAUAUCACAGUAUCAUUAGAUUUUCUUCUAUCAGAGUGGGUGUUAAUAACGACGAAAAUACUAAUAGCAAAAAUAUCGGUUUAACCCCAGAAGGUUCCCAAUUCCUAAAUGAAAUACUAAACCCUGAUCACAAAGAAUUUAGUAGAGAUUCGACAUUUGACAAAUUUAAGUUAGAUGACGAAACAUGGUCCCAUAAUGAUGACAACGUUAAUUCCAACAAUAUUCUUUCUUCGGAACUGCUUUACGAUAAAACUGGAAAUCUAAUUGGCGCUUCUUUUAGGGCUCUACUCUAUAAAUUAACUGACGAACUCGAGAAACCAAGUACUCUUCUUAUGUCUACGGUUUUAUUAAAUUAUAGAAAAUUUGCCAAACCAAUAGAUUUGGUAAAUAAUUUGAUAAACAGGUUCGAUGUGGAGGAUAAAAGCUCCCAAUUCGAAUACGACUCCAAAAAUGGGAAUUACUCUUCAAGGGCAUCUAGACUUAAGAAUAGAAGACGUAUGGUAUGCAAAGUUAUCAGCGUGUGGAUGGAUAGUUUCUGGGAUCAUUACAUUGACUGUGUAGUUUUACCUACUUUGAUUAAUUUUUUUAACGAAGCCGUUGUGAAUUACUUGCCAAUAGAAUCUAAGAAACUAAUACUUUCUGCCUCGAAACUGUUCUCCAAGAUUCAAUUUUCCGAACCUGUUAAUAAAAUUACACCUUCACAAAUUGAGUUAAAUGAAACGUAUACUGACCAUUGGAAUACUGAUGAAUCAUCUACAACAAUGAAACAGCUAUUACCUAGAUCUAUGUCUCGGUCUAAGACUACAUCCAUCAUUUCUACCAGUUCUUCUUCAUCUAACAACACAAACUCUUCGUUUUCGCUUGAUGAGAGAUUAAUUGAAGAAUAUGGGCUCACAAAUGUUCAAAAUACAGAAAAAAAUCUAUUAUCGUUACCAUUACCAGUCCUAAACCUAGGUACAUCGACAUUAUUAACUAGUGAGAACAAACAUACUAUAAAAUCUAUCUUAGAUUCUUAUAUACCAUUCAAGAACGGUUCACCUCCUCUUAUAAAUCACCAUGGGAACAACAAUACAAUCGGUGAUUUGGUGACAAAUUGGGACGGCCUUGAGACUUUAACGAACAUAUCAGAUAUUGAUAACUCUAAGUUAGAUUCUAUUAAAUUUAAUAUAACUGAUAUGAAUCCUUUAGAAAUUGCAAAACAAAUAACUUUAAUUGAGUCAUACCUUUUCAACAACAUUGAACAAUUCGAGCUAGUGAACCAUAAAAAUCUAAAUCUAUGUCCACAUAUUAUGCUUGUGAUGAAUUUUACAAAUCAACUUUCAAACUAUGUUAUUGAAAGUAUAUUAGAAGAAAACAUCUCAUUGAGCUUCCGAGUCUCGAGACUUAAUGUAUGGUUGAGAAUAGCACUUUCUUCACUUUACUUCCGUAAUUUUAAUUCAUUGGCAUCAAUCAUGACUGCAGUUCAGAGUCCAUCGAUUUCAAGAAUCAAACCAAUAUGGAAUUCCUUAAACAAUAAGGACAAAAAAUUGUUUGAGUACCUUGCUAGGAUAGUAUAUCCAAAUCAUAAUUACAAGGUCUAUAGAGAAAAAUUGAAACAGAUUACUGAUGAUGCAGAGGCACUAAAACCAUCAUUACCAACGGUUCCAUUCUUUAAUAUAUAUUUACAAGAUCUAACAUUUGUUGAAGAUGGUAAUCCAAACUUCAGGAACCCUGAUUCCUUCAGACCUAACAAGCUAGUGAAUGUAGAUAAAUACACGAGAAUUACCAAUAUCAUAAAUUCUGUUGAAUUACUUCAAAUUGAUUACGAUAAUGAUUUUGAUACCAAUGGUGGUUAUAUUGCAAGUAAUGACAGCGUGGAUAAGAGAGACUCCUUUUUCAACAUCACAGAUCAAUUAACUAUCGAAACUAAUUUUAUUACACCGGCAACAGACUUGCAAAAUGUUAUAUUGUCUGAGCUAUGGCGAGUAAAUAGACCAUACAAAUCCAAUCCAUCAAGAGGUUAUGAUCUAAGUUUGAAACUUAUCCCAAGGACAUAA